Messenger RNA from Eruca vesicaria subsp. sativa (arugula), 812 nucleotides. The record is from the annotation of a GenBank genome assembly. Lineage: Eukaryota; Viridiplantae; Streptophyta; Magnoliopsida; Brassicales; Brassicaceae.
CUUGCACGUUAAAGACAUCAAGAAGAAAGAAAACCCAAAUAUACAAUCGAAAAUUCUCUUAUUUUCACCAUUUAAUUUGAUUGUGUUCUUGAGGAGUUGCUACACGUAAUGGAUGAAAGGAAGAUUAAACUUCGCUUGUUAUUACUCUCUUUCUUACUCAUCUCUGUAGUUCCUUCCAUUCUCGGGUUCAAAAUGAGAGGCAACACUAGAUCUGAGUUGGGAGCACUGCACGAAGUAGAAUACUUACCAACGAUAAAGAACAGAAAGUUGAUGGUUACAGUUUUGGAAGUUGAUUAUUCAGGUGAUUAUGACGAUGGAGCCUCUUCAACAUCACCAUCACCACCAGUACCUGAUUAUGAUGAUGACAUCUAUAAAAGGCAAGGUGAUGUCCCAAGCCCCGGUAUUGGCCAUUGAUGAUACGUUUUCGUGUGUAGUCUCUAUACACAGACACAUUUCAUAUAUAUACAUACAUGUUGUUUACUUGUUCUUCAUAUAUGAUUUUCUCCGACAAGUCGUCUUCUCAUAUACAAAUUUUAUGUUAAUCUUUCCUCAUUUUGGUAUAUAUAUACAUUUAAAAUUAUGUUUUUAUAUAUAUAAAUGUGACCUCUAGAUUGAAUUGCCUCGUUUCCCUGUGUUGAUGGGAGCUUCUGGUAUGUAUGUAAAUAAUUAAUACUCUUUAGAUAAACCUGCAAUUGUCCUUUGUAAAAAUAUUUUUGGUUAUAAAGAAGUUAUGUUAAUAAAAACAUAAUUUCUUUCUCUGUAUCUUUUGUAAGUCUUUUACAAUUUUGUUAAUUUAAAUGACUAUACAACCU